UUUCACUCUCGACGCACCUUCUGGAAACCAUCUUCUUUUUGAUCCCAGGCGCAUCACAGAGGUUAUCCUCUUCCGCCGCCGGCCGCACAUCGGUGUCGGAUAAGCUAUAGUCCGGUGAAUUUGCGAUUGGGAAUAAGAGCUCCGAAGAGAUUGAAUUGAAGUUGCGUCGGAGAUAGAGUUGCAUGAUAAUCAGAGAUGCCUCCGAAGCAGCAGCCAUCGAAAGCCGAAUUGGCGAAGAAGCAGAAGGUAGUCGAAGACAAGACCUUCGGUCUGAAGAACAAAAACAAGUCCAAAAACGUUCAGAAAUACGUGCAAUCCCUUAAACAGAACGUCCAGCCUAAACCUGACCCCAAAAAACUCGAUGCCAAGAAAAAGAAAGAAGAAGAAAAGGCUAAAGAGAAGGAGCUCAAUGACUUGUUUAAGGUUGCUGUUAGUCAGCCCAAGGUUCCAGUUGGUGUGGAUCCAAAAUCAAUAUUAUGUGAGUUCUUCAAGGUGGGGCAAUGUGCAAAGGGUUUUAAGUGUAAAUUCUCACACGAUUUGAACGUCCAGAGAAAAGGAGAGAAGAUUGACAUUUAUAGUGAUAAGCGUGAUCAAGAAACAAUGGAAGAUUGGGAUCAGGAGACUUUGGAGAAGGUUGUGCAAUCAAAAAGUGAGGAAUAUAACAAGAACAAACCAACUGAUAUAGUGUGUAAACACUUUUUGGACGCUGUGGAGAAGAAGCAAUAUGGUUGGUUUUGGGUCUGUCCAAAUGGUGGUAAAGAGUGCCACUAUAGGCAUGCUCUUCCUCCAGGGUAUGUUUUGAAAUCACAGAUGAAGGCUCUGCUAGAAGAAGAAGCAGACAAAGUAUCUGUUGAGGAAGAUAUUGAAAAUCAGCGUUCGAAAUUGACUAAAUCAACUCCCAUGACCCCUGAUCUAUUUAUGGAAUGGAAGCAAAAGAAAAGGGAAGAGAGAGAUGCUCAAUUGGCCUUGCAAAUGGCAGAGAGAGCCAAGAAUGAUCGCAUGAGUGGACGUGAGCUGUUCAUGUCAGACUCCAGUUGGUUUGUGGAUGACAUUGGAGCCUAUGAUAAAUAUGAAAGGGAGGAAGAAUCGAAUGAUACUGAACAAAAGGUUGACAAAGAUUCUUCUAAAGGCGAGCCAAGUACCUCGACCUCAGCCCCAGGAACCAGCGACUCCAAAGAUGUUUCUGAUGUUGAUGAUGACGACGACGACGACGAUUUGGAUGUUGACGAGUUGAAUGAACUGGAGGCGAGCCUUUCAAAAACAACAUUACAAAUCAAAGAAGCCGGUGACCAAGCAUGAGCCAAGAAUUUGAAUUGAUGAGCUCCUCUUGUUGCUUUUUGAAGUAAUUUUCUGAAUCCUGAACCUAAAUAUUAUCGAUUUUGGCACUUCAUAUUUUUUUUUUUUUUACCCCAUCUUUGCACUCCAAAACGAAAUAAAUGGAUUUCGAUGAGUAGUUUGCCCUUUUUCUCCAAGCCCACAGACAGUGUGAACUAGUGACCUAAUUAUUCCCUUCUUUGUUGUUUGAAA
This is a messenger RNA of Ipomoea triloba (trilobed morning glory), 1527 nucleotides long. RefSeq names its product zinc finger CCCH domain-containing protein 11. The record is from RefSeq and is a predicted model, not a curated record. NCBI's taxonomy places the organism in Eukaryota, Viridiplantae, Streptophyta, Magnoliopsida, Solanales, Convolvulaceae. Gene Ontology annotation, biological process: cytoplasmic translation. Gene Ontology annotation, cellular component: cytosol. The transcript has 8 exons. Bases 196 to 1299 code for a protein of 367 amino acids. Gene Ontology annotation, molecular function: mRNA binding; metal ion binding.